This is a messenger RNA of Penaeus vannamei (Pacific white shrimp), 1137 nucleotides long. NCBI's taxonomy places the organism in Eukaryota, Metazoa, Arthropoda, Malacostraca, Decapoda, Penaeidae. The record is from RefSeq and is a predicted model, not a curated record.
ACAGUCGUCAGUGCGCUUCCACGUCUCGCUUCUCUCCUCACCGUCUGUUCCUCUCACUGUCGGGAAACGAUUCUGGGAUAAUCUGAAAUGACUUCCGUUAUAUCCGCUAUUUCGUUAUUCGCUCUCGUCGGAAUAUGCCUGGCAGAAGCAAAUUACUUGCCACCUUUAAAUGGAAAUGGAAACGGUAACGGGAAUACACUCAACGGUAAUGGAAAUGGCGUAUACAGGAACGGUAAUGGAAAUGGUAAUGGCGGCAAUGGCAAUGGAGCAUUCGGAAAUGGAAACGGCAAUGGCGGAUAUACCAAUGGUUAUGGUGUGAAUGGAAAUGGAAAUGGCAAUGGUGUCAAUGGAAAUGGAAAUGGUGCAAAUGGUAAUGGAGUAUAUGUUAAUGGAAAUGGUGCAAAUGGCAAUGGGGUAUAUACUAAUGGAAACGGUGUGAACGGAGGAUAUCAGAACGGAAAUGGAGUGACCGUGUACGCCAAUGGCGUUGUGGAUCCCUUCCGAGCUCUGGCCGAUGCCAUUGGCGGCGGAGGCGUCCCAGGUGUGGACUACCCCAUCCUGGCCUUCGUCCCCGCCACCGGCUUCUCCUGCAACGGCCAACUGCCUGGAUAUUACGCCGACACUGCUCCCGAGGCCGGCUGCCAGGUGUUCCACAUCUGUCAGGCAGGAGGCAGGAUCGACUCGUUCCUUUGUCCCAACGGCACAGUGUUUAAUCAGCAAUACUUCGUGUGCGAUUGGUGGUACAACUUUGACUGUUCCACGGCUGAACAGUUCUACGGAUUGAAUGCUGAGAUUGGUAAUAUCAAUGGAAAUGGUUACAGUAAUGGCAAUGGUAACGGAAAUGGAUAUACCAACGGCAACGGUAAUGGUAACGAAAUGGAUAUACGCGGAAAUGGAUAUACCAACGAUCACCAUACCAUAUUACCACGCACAUCACACAGUGACACCACACACCACACCACCGUCCGCUCACUUGAGGCGGACACCAGUGUCUGGCCUGUUUCACACGAGGAAACAACUAGUGUCUGCCACCGGUGUCGGACACUAGUUGCCUCGUGUGAAAGAGGCCUGAAUCAAGGAGGAUUCCACCAAUCUGCGGGCGUGGACAUCAUCGGAAGGAAAGAUAUACGCAGCUGA